CCAGGUAUCAAGAUGGCGGCCUAGGGCCACGCGUGCGCUCUAGGUUCCCCUCGCCCAGCCUCUCCGGACCCGGAGCUCGAUUCGCGUUGCCGAGCGCCGGUUGUCUUCCACUAGGGUGGUGGUCGCGGCCGCUGACUGUCGCGCGUCAUGCAGAUUUUGUGCUGGUGGCAAAUACUGCUUUGGGUGCUGGGACUUCCGGCCCGCGGCCUGGAGGUUGCAGGGGAAAGUGGUCACGUGUGGCGGGAGGAGCAGCCUGGCCGUGUUCUCCAGUUUGGGGCUGUGCACCUGCAUGAAGAAGAACCUGUGCGAGUCCUGCGAGACCAGGCGAGGUUGGCACAGCCAAUGGAGGCCUCGCGGGGGCUGGGUCCCCGCAAGGAUCCCAUGGUGGUGCUGUCUGUGAUCCCUGGAGCAGCAGAGGACAAACCCACCUCCGAGGCGCGCGGCGGCACCUGCGGUGUGAGGGGAGAGGAGGACCCGCACUGUGGCCAAGAGAACCUCUUUGGGCUGCAUGGCACUGGAGCCUUCCCUGACCGGGAAGAGGAAUACUACGCGGAGCCAGGGGCUGAGGCAGAGCCUGCCACCCCAGACGAUGCCAACAGCACCGAUAGCCUCAAGUCCCCCAAGGUGAACUGUGAGGAGAGGAAUGUGACCGGACUAGAAAAUUUCACCUUGAAGAUUUUAAAUAUGUCUCAGGACCUUAUGGAUUUUCUGAACCCAAAUGGGAGUGACUGUACACUGGUCCUCUUCUACACCCCAUGGUGCCGGUUUUCUGCCAGCCUGGCCCCUCAUUUUAACUCUCUACCCCGGGCGUUUCCAACUCUUGGCUUUUUGGCACUGGAUGCAUCACAGCACAGCAGCCUUUCUACCAGAUUUGGCACUGUAGCUGUCCCAAACAUUUUGUUAUUUCAAGGAGCUAAACCAAUGGCGAGAUUUAAUCAUACAGAUCGAACACUGGAAACACUGAAAAUUUUCAUUUUUAAUCAGACAGGUAUAGAAGCCAAGAAAAAUGUGGUGGUAACUCAAGCUGACCAGAUGGGCCCUCUUCCCAGCACUUUGAUAAAGACUGUGGAUUGGUUGCUUGUAUUUUCCUUAUUCUUUUUAAUCAGUUUUAUUAUGUAUGCUACCAUCCGGACUGAGAGUAUUCGGUGGCUAAUUCCAGGACAAGAGCAGGAGCAUGCAGAGUAGUGAUGGAGCUAAAGAAGUUGAAAGGAGGAGGAAUUUCAACCCUUUAUUUCAGAAACUAGUACCAUAAUCUCUUGCAUUUUCUCCAGCAGUACUGACCACAGCAUAAGUCAGAUUAAAGAAUCAUGCAUUUGCUGAACUACUGAGUAAAAAAAUUACAGACCUGUUUUUAACUAGUAUGAUAAUAAGCAGAUGCAAAAGUAUUCAUUAGAAGUCACUGUUCUUGUUUUUUUUUUUUUUUUUUGAGACAGGGUCUCCCUGUAGCCCUAGCAGGCCUGGAACUUGCUAUAUAGAACAGGCUGGCCUCCAUCGCAGAGAUUCUCCUGUCUAUCUCCUGAGUGCUGGGAUUAACAGUGUGUGCUACCACACCCUACUCCACUGUUCUUGCUUUUAAUAUUUGAAUAUGGUCCGGUAUUUUAAGAGCAAUGCAGUUUGAAAUUUAAAGACAUGUAGAAUACUCAGGAUAUGGAUGCAGGUUAGCAUACAGAGACCAGAAAGAAGAAUUUCAGAUUAGUUAUAAAACUCUUGAUUACUCUUGUGUAUUAAGAACAUUGGUUUUAGCAUGGUGGCACACGCCUUUAAUCCCAGCACUCGGGAGGCAGAGGCAGGCGGAUCUCUGUGAGUUCAAGGCCAGCCUGGUCUACAUAGUGAGUUCCAGGACAGCUGGGGCUACAGGGAGACCCUGUCUCAAAAAGACCAAAAAAAAAAAAGGGGGGGGGAUUGGUUUUUCUGUUGGUUUAGUGUUGUUAAGCAGGGAAGUGUUCCUUUAUGAGAAAAAUGACUAGAACGGAUAAGUGUGGCCCUAUAAGUAGCAACUGAUGAAAAAUAAAAGUCAAAUGCUUCUCA
Molecule: messenger RNA, 2028 nt
Organism: Nannospalax galili (Upper Galilee mountains blind mole rat)
Lineage: Eukaryota; Metazoa; Chordata; Mammalia; Rodentia; Spalacidae
Gene: Txndc15
Product: thioredoxin domain containing 15
Exons: 5
Coding region: 148-1185 (345 amino acids)
Biological process (GO): cilium assembly
Cellular component (GO): cilium
Source: RefSeq, a predicted model, not a curated record